Cryphonectria parasitica EP155 is the source of this 794-nucleotide messenger RNA. RefSeq lists its product as uncharacterized. The coding region runs from base 252 to 617 and encodes 121 amino acids. NCBI's taxonomy places the organism in Eukaryota, Fungi, Ascomycota, Sordariomycetes, Diaporthales, Cryphonectriaceae. The record is from RefSeq and is a predicted model, not a curated record. The transcript has 2 exons.
GUACUGCACAAGCAUAGAUUUGGGGGUUGGAGGGGGGGGACCCUGUCCGAGUUAUUGGUUGGGUACGGGGCAACCUGCUGGUUGUUCUAGAAGCCGGGGUGGGCAGGGAUAGGCAAAAACAGAUAGGCAGCGAGGGAGAGAGAAGAGCAGCUGAGAGGUAGAGACAGAGAGGCAAUGUCGAGUUGCGUUGCGUUGCCUUAUUUCUUGGCGCUGCUCUGACAAUGGUGAAUGGGUUGGGUUAGGUUGCCUGAAUGGUGGCAGUGGCCGCAGCAGGAGGCGGGAACCUGGCCGAGAUUCGGAUUAGGGGCCGUAUUUUAGUUGAGGCUAUGGGCUCUCUUCCCGCUCGUUCGUACUCGGCCGACCCGUGGAACUGGCUGUUUGUCGAGGCAAAAUCUGAUUCAAGGGUGGCGCUGAAGGAUCAAAAUACUGAACUGUCUUGUGACGUGUAUGUAUGUCGAGCUGCCAAUGGAAUUCUAAAGACCAGGGGAAAGAAAAGCCCGAGGAUACUUGUUAUAGAAACGAAGCAGCAGCUAGAACAGGCUGACUGGGCUGAAUGGAACCUGGCUUGGGAGGACCGGGACGAAAGGGCCGGGGGAAACACAACAGCAAGCGGCUGAUAGAUCUGCGAUCAAUCACACUUUUGCAAGAAAGGAGUUGUCGGUUUAUUUCUUGUGCGAACUAGAACAGCACAGAGGGAGGAGGCGGAGGAGGUCUGGCGCCAACUGUGAUCUUGGUUGGACCUUGGCCUGCAAAGGGGGAUGGAUGGGAGAGGUUGUUGAAUGGGAAGACUGAGG